AUGUGGAGGCUGCCGGCCGCACACCGUGCGGCGUCUGCUCGCCUCACGCCGCUGACACGGUUCGCGAGGUCCCUCUGCCUCGCCAAGGGCGAAGCUUCAGACGCCUGGCACCUGCUGCGGCCGGAACGCAAGCUGGGCGACUUGGCGGCGCUGCGGGAGUCGUUCGAUAAGCUCGAUCUCGACAACUCCGGAAAGAUUGACCUCGACGAGGCGAUGAUUGCCUCUGCCGAUCUCAACAGCGACGGCCAGAUCGACUUUGAGGAGUAUAAGAAGAUCGUGGGCUACAGCGAGAAUCGGCGCGCGACGCCAGACUACGCCAAUCAGACGCGCAUCUACUCUUCAAUGGACGAGGCGUGGCGCCAAACUCGGUCCUAA
Messenger RNA from Emiliania huxleyi CCMP1516, 375 nucleotides. RefSeq lists its product as hypothetical. The record is from RefSeq and is a predicted model, not a curated record. Bases 1 to 375 code for a protein of 124 amino acids. Lineage: Eukaryota; Haptophyta; Isochrysidales; Noelaerhabdaceae. The transcript is spliced from 4 exons. Gene Ontology annotation, molecular function: calcium ion binding.